AUGGGCUGGGCACUAAGGGCUGGUGCCCCACGAAAGAGAUUUACUACCAGCCAGAAGGCCUAUCUUACUGCCAAAUUUAAACUGGGGGAACAAUCAGGACAGAAAGCAGACCCUGCAUCAGUUGCACGUGCGAUGGUAAGCGCCAAGGAUGCGAGUGGUAACCGCCUGUUUACAAGCGACGAUUUCCUUACAGCAAAUCAAAUAGCUGCCUUCUUUUCCCGACUGGUUGCGAAAAAGACCCUCCAGGAUGACGAGGAACUGUCUGAUGACGACUUGGAGGCCGCUGCAAGUGAAGCAAGAAUCCAAGAGCUGUCGAAUGCGGCUUUAAACGAACUGGCGCUUAGACACCCUAUCACAUAUGAUGCGUACAAUCUUUGUGAAAUGGCAGCAAAGUCCAAGUUAAAGAGCUUUUCCAUUUCAGUGCUGAAGGAUAUUUGCUUAUUUUUUAGCAUUGAUAGCAGCGAUAUCUCCGUUCAUCGUAAGCAGCCUUACGUGAGCAAGAUCGAAGCCCUU
Molecule: messenger RNA, 513 nt
Organism: Pocillopora meandrina
Lineage: Eukaryota; Metazoa; Cnidaria; Anthozoa; Scleractinia; Pocilloporidae
Source: the annotation of a GenBank genome assembly